Diorhabda sublineata is the source of this 3780-nucleotide messenger RNA. RefSeq lists its product as uncharacterized. The coding region runs from base 134 to 1648 and encodes 504 amino acids. The record is from RefSeq and is a predicted model, not a curated record. The transcript is spliced from 6 exons. Lineage: Eukaryota; Metazoa; Arthropoda; Insecta; Coleoptera; Chrysomelidae.
GACAUAUCGGCUCUUUUGUUUUGACGUUUAUGCGUUGCAAAGUGUAAACAGAAACCGUGUAUUGUAAACUUAGUCAUAUAAGGAAAACAAACAUAUUUCAAAAAAUGCAUGCCAGUCAAUUAAUUAGAAUAUAAUGUUGUUGUUGGCGAUUUUUUUCAUUUUAUGUCCUCUAGAAUUAUAUAGUUUUGAACUGUGUAACGAAAAUGAAAAUCUGAAAUGCGGAAAGUCUACGGAUAAUGUAACAGAUAAUUGUAAAAUACACGUUAAUAACAAUACAGAGGAUUGUCGAUUAUACGACUUUUCAGGUGGCGAUAACGUAAAACUUAAUUUUGGGGAUGUGUUUUUGCAUCUAAUGCCAGAGACGUCUCAGAAUAUUUUAUCGAUGAACGUUUUCCCUACUCUCCGAUGGACUAAAACUUUAGUGAAGUUUUCUGAAUACAACAAACAAAAAUCUUGUAAUAUUUAUAUUGUUGAAAAAUUUAGCAGCUCAUUAGAAACUUUAAGAUAUAAUUGUUAUUGGAAAGAAAAAGCUGGAGACAAAAUAUUGGAUUCAAUUCUAAUAGAAAUUAAUUCAGAAACUGAUGGUCAGCUGGCUCACAAAAAGAUUUUAUUUAACAUCCCAGAUACUUUAUAUUUUAAAAAUUCUGUACCAUUACCAAAACGAAAGAUCUUCUCCUAUAUAGAUUUCACGAAUUCCAAUAGAAUAAUAUUAAAAAUACAACCCUUGGAUCCAAUAUACGAGAUCACUCAUUAUAAAGUAGAAGUUUUCCGAGAAAAAGAAAAACAAAUAAUCAUGUUGGACGUUAGAUUAAUUGCAGCUCACCAAAAAAGUUUCAUAGAUUUUGAGUACACAACUUACAGCGAAGAGGGGUACUAUUAUUUCGCUGUUUCCGUUAUAGGCAAACAUUGCCCCGAAGAUUUUUGUUUUAGAACUUUAACUCCAAAAGUUCAUAUCGCCCGCAAAGGUAGACCUUUAGUUAUCGGAAUCGUCGGUGCCAGCUUUUUGAUUCCCUUUGUGCUUUUCUCCUUUUAUCUAUGGAAUCAUAAAUACAGGAACCAUAGUGGACUUAUCGUCGAGCCAAUAAAAAAAGUUGUGGUCCUUUUCAAACCGUCAUUCGAAAAACACAACGACGUCGUUUCCGGUAUAAUAACCGCCAUAGAACAAUUUUCCGAACCGGAAGUGAUAGUAGAACGAAUUAACUUAUCCAAAGUACAAGAAAAAAGCGUCGAAAAAUUCUGCAGCGACAAUCUGAUCUUGGCCACUCACAUCGUCUACGUAAACCCCCCUUUUGUCGACGACGACGCCCCAGGAUUGGAUUACAUGACGUUCAACUUCCUCAAAGAAGAAACUAAGAAGAAAACCAGCGAUAAAAAAUUGAUAGUGGUCCGUUUAUCUUAUUCGAAGAAAGACGUACCGUCGAUUUUAUCGCCGGCGAUUCAUUUCGAUCUACUACAAGAUUUAUUCGGGUUUAUCAAUAUUUUUAAUACAGUCGAAAUCCAUUCGGAUUAUACUAAACAUCCUGUAUACGUCGAACUGGCGAAGAAGAUUGAGGAGGCGGCUAGAGAGGCGCGUUUUUUGAGAAACGUUCCCGAAAUCGUCGUGACCGACGAAUGCGAGGAACCAACGGAAAUCGAUGGGUUGAUUUAAUCCCUUUUCCUAUGGGAUUUUAUCAUCGGUUUCUAUAGAUUUUUAUUUUGAACUAAAGUUUUUUAUCGAUUCCUAUUGCAUCCCCAUCAAUUGAAUUGAUUAUGAGUAGGUCUUCCGAAUUAGGUUCACGUUGGGGUGUUUUUAAAGAAAAAUAUUUUAUUUUGAUGAUGUAUCGGUCAAUUUAGGAUCUAUUUGGUCUUUGGUGCUUUUAAAUGCUAUAAAAACCAUUCCAUUUAUUGGAAAUUGUUCAAAAUGGGCGUGUCGUGAUUGGAAACGGCCUCUAAACUUGGUAUUAUGUCUAGUGAAUUAUUAAAAUAUACAAAAAGAUUCUUUUCAAUCUAAAAUACUUAUAUUUCAUGACAUAUCUGACAAUUAUCAAUCAAUUUGGGUUAUAUUUCAUCUUCAUCGAUUUCUGUAUUGAAUUAUAUGUAUUAGUUGGAUAAAAGAAUCAUCCUGUAAGAUUUGAUAAUGAUUUCGUUGCUUUUGUGCAUCUAAAAUCCACUUCAGGUAGUUGCGUUCAAGAUAUUUUGAAAAAAACCCUUCGAGUGCCCUUUGAAUUGUUAAAGUAUACAAAAAGACAUUUUUUUUAUUAAAAAAUUUUAUUUUUAAUGAAAUAUUUAGAGCUAACAAUCAAUUUGAGCUCUACUUGGUCUUUAUCAUUUUAUUUAUUGAAUUACAUGUAUUAUUUAUAUAAAAGGAUCUUCCUGUAAGAUUUGAAAACGAUUUCGGCAGCUUUGAGCAUCUAAAAUCCUCUUUCGAGGUAGUUGGGUUCAAAAUAUUUUCAAAAAAACCCUUCCAUUUAUCAAAAAUUGUACAAAAUGACUAUGUGAUGUCUAAAAAUGGCAAUUUUUACAAUUUAUAACCUUAUAUUGCGCCCUUUGAGUUGUUAAAGUAUACAAAAAGGCAUUUUUUUAUUAAAAAAUUUUAUUUUUAAUGAAAUAUUUGGAGCUAACAAUCAAUUUGAGCUAUACUUGGUGUUUAUCAUUUUCUAUAUUGAAUUAAAUGUAUUAUUUGUAUAAAAGGAUCAUCCUGUAAGAUUUGAUAAUGAUUUUGUGCAUCGAAAAUCCACUUUCGGGUAGAUGAGUUCAAGAUAUUUUGAAAAAAAACCCUUUCAUUUAUCAAAAAUGACUCUGUGAUUUCUAAAAAUGGCAAUUUUUACAAUUUAUAACUUUAUAUUAUGCCCUUUGAGUAGUUAAAGUAUACAAAUAGGCAUUUUUUUAAUGGAAACUCUUAUUUUGAUAACAUAUCUGUAAUUAACAAUCAAUUUGGGCUGUAUUUGGUCUUUAUAAUUGUCCAAACUAACUUUAUACCAAAUAUAUAUAUCGAUAAAGUUGAAAAAUUGUCCAAAUUUUAACUUUAUCAACUUUGUUCUUUGUGGAAAAUAAAAAAAAAUCAUCAAGUUACAUAUAUUCUAACAGAUUACAGUUUUUUUAAUAAAUACAUAAUUUUUCCAAAAUUAAACUGACAAAUACAAAAACUCAAUCAAUUCGUUAUCAUAUUAAAAAUACAAGUAAAUUAACGAAGUCAUGUGGGUAAAAUGUCGAAGUACAUACCUGUACAAAAAAAUAUAAUUAUGAAUAUAUAAUAACAAGUUUAAUAGUACAAAUCAACUGAAAAAUACUUUGACACAAGUUGAAAUAUUAACAAAAUGGUGAAUUUCCAUAUCAAAUUAAUAUUUUUAGGGCUUACCCGAGAAGAAAAUCACAAUUUUAUCAAAAAAUCUUGCUAUAAACCAACACUUGCACACCUACCUUAGUCAUCACCAAACUGAACCUGUUAAACGCAAUUUGAAUUAGACCUCUAACGGCGUACGAACAAAACACAAAAACUGUUGCCAAACGUAUCGAUUUAUACUUGUAUUUGACGACUUUAUGCUUCACAAUUUUUCUUUAUUUAACCGCCCUGUAGAGGAGGAGCUCAAUUUUUUUCUAGAAUCUCUUUAAUUCAAACUUUCUGCCUUGGGAUUGUUCAUGAAUGUAUUUUUUAAAUAAUUUUUUAUAUAUAAUUUAAGGUUUUUUGAAUGAGGGAACAACAAAUGCUUCUUUUUAAGACUGACAUAUAAAAAAAAAUGUUUGUUAUAUAUGUGCUUGAAUAACUUUGUAGUAAUAAAUGUUUACCGUUUUUUUUUGUUA